Messenger RNA from Drosophila grimshawi, 1104 nucleotides. Its product is annotated as potassium/sodium hyperpolarization-activated cyclic nucleotide-gated channel 1. The coding region runs from base 1 to 1104 and encodes 367 amino acids. Lineage: Eukaryota; Metazoa; Arthropoda; Insecta; Diptera; Drosophilidae. The record is from RefSeq and is a predicted model, not a curated record. The transcript has a single exon.
AUGCUGAAGUGGACGGCAUCCACGCAACGAUUGCACGAGAUGCCCGUACAAAGCACAGCCGGGCAGGAGCCGGCUAGGGCGGGGAGACGGCAGAGACGACAGCGACGGGCCACCAUUGCGAACAAGGAGAACGUGCCCCAUGUGGGUGAGAGCAGUAACGGUUACAUAAACAGGCACAGUUACAGCUCCACGCCCAUGGCCAUGCCGAGGGUGCGCAACAGUCCGCUGGUAUUGGCACCGCUCAGCGACAUACGCAAUGUGACGCCCGAGACGGUUGCCACACCAUCUCCAUCCGGUCAUCGUCAUCGUCGGGUGGUGCAGAGUGUGCGCUAUGCAACCACAUUGCCACGCUACGAGGUCGAAUAUUCACCAUCAACGGCUACAUUGCCCAGCGGGCAGCAUUUGGCGUUGCGCGGCCUGCUGCCACUGGAUCCGUUUCUGGAGCAGCCCCGCUAUAUGGCGGCCACACAGCAGCUCAAGCAGCGACGACUGGACGCCGAUUUUCUGGCCACCAUGGGUCAGCAGCAACAGCAGCAACAGCAGCAGCAGCAGCAACUGCAACCUGCGCUGGCCAGCAGAGCGCAGCAGUUGGUCCAGCGUCCAGUGACGCCGCAGCCAUCCACACAGAUGGGCGAUCAGACGCUGGACAAGCUCAUCGAUGCGAUACUCGAUUCGGCGUGCAAGGCGAACGGAACGAACGGUGGCAAGAAGAAGAGGCCGCGUAAGUCAUUCAAUUUGCGACGACGCACACUGGUCAAACAGCAGCUGGAGACGGAGUGCAGCGGUGCCAUAUUAUCGCCCUCAUAUGCUGCCGGCGAUGAUCCGGCCAGUGAUUUGAGCUUUAGUGUGCAUCCGCUGCUGCCGACUGCAACACCGGAGCCGGCAUCACCGCUGUGCCGCUUGCCGCACAGCGUACUGGUGCAGUUGCCGACGCCAACACACUUGGAUACCUUCUGCCUGGAGACGCCUGUGCGUACGCUCAAAAGGAGUCGGGGACGGGAGGUGCAGCCAAAGAUUGCCGAGUCGCCACUGAAGCGAUACAAAGUGGACGCAAGCAAUUACUUUGAGGUCGGCCUGGCGCUGCCUUCCUCCAUUUAUGUCUAG